Molecule: messenger RNA, 1962 nt
Organism: Lagopus leucura (white-tailed ptarmigan)
Lineage: Eukaryota; Metazoa; Chordata; Aves; Galliformes; Phasianidae
Gene: TERB2
Product: telomere repeat binding bouquet formation protein 2
Exons: 7
Coding region: 925-1578 (217 amino acids)
Biological process (GO): homologous chromosome pairing at meiosis; meiotic attachment of telomere to nuclear envelope
Cellular component (GO): nuclear inner membrane
Source: RefSeq, a predicted model, not a curated record
GCGAUGGGGGGGGGGGGGGUUCUGCCUUGCAGCCUUCAGGCAUGCAGCAGAUGGUUUGCAAAUAUGGAGAUGCUGUUGAAGGUACCUUGACCUGUUGCUUAGGAUGAAGGAAGAUGCAAAGCAAGCUGAUUGGGAUUGGAAUUGUGAAAAUUUAUAAUGCAAAUUCAUGCCUUCGAAACUUGUGCAUAACUGUGCAAAUUCACAACUCUGAAACUUGUGUGUUCCCCAGGAAAGGAACAGAAUUAAUAGCAAUAAAUCAGUAAAGCCUGCUCUCUAACAGCUGUUCUCCAUAAACAAUUGCUGGAGCUUGUGUUAAAAUACCUUUGACUUGGAGCAGCGUUCUGUCUUGGCUUAUCUGAGCACGUAGCUCUCAGUAUCUGCACUGCCACUGGAGCUCUUCACCGGUCUGAAUUGUACACAAGUUUUACCCAAUAAAACCAGAAAAGACAAAAUGAUGAUUUUCAGGGCGCAGGGAGCUGCCUGGGGAGGCAUUACCCAACCUGAGCGCUGCUGUGGCUCCUGGGGGGCUGCUGCGGUGAUGUCGUGCUGCUGGGUCCAGCUGGACGUGGUGGGUGCAGAUCUCAGCUCUGGGCUGGGCUGAGUUAUCGCAGUGCUUUCAUGGAUGAAGAUUGUGUUGCUCGAGGUUGAUGCAGUUCCGGCUUGUUUUGUAGACCGCUCUGUUACAUUUGCGCUGCCUAUGCUGAGCAAUGAGAUGUGCACAAACCUCUGCCUUUCUGCUUUGCUCCACGCUUUACUCAAGGACGCAUCGUGUGCUGACGAGCUCCUCACCUCAGAUAAAAAUACCUGAAAGCAGGGUUUGGUCUGAACAUUCCUGGCAGGAAAGCUGCGCUCCCAGCCUUGGCUCACUCCCCCCCCCCCCACCCCUCAGCGUUUCCCGCCGCUGCCCCUCAGCUUCCCGCCGCCAUGUUUAAGGGCUGCCAGGCCUGGUUCUCCCACAGCGUCCAGCCCGGCCCCCGGCAGCUGUGGGUGGCUGGCGGAGGGCUGCUCACCCGCUGGCAGGACGCCGACUAUCUCUUCAGCAGCGAUGCUGCUCACCCCGAUACCCGCAGCAUACAUGAGAGCCUGCAGUACCUGGAUGGCAGAGCUACAGUGUUCCAUCCCUGUUACCUCUCAGCAUGGCUGAACAGCAGCACUGCCAAGCAGCAGCCCGUGGCUCUGGGGCACUUCGUGCUGCCCCCUGCCUGCCUGCAGGAAGAAAUCAGGAGAAAAAUAGGUAGAUUUCCUUGGGAGCAGAUGGAUGAUUCCCUUGUGGAACAGCCUGAAGAAAAUCUGUCUGAUGAACCAGAGACAGUGAGCAAGGAGUGUGAGCAAGGAGCUGGGGAGGAUGCACAGAACCUACCUGAAAGCAGUGAAGGAAAAAGGGGCUCAAGAGCAUCCAGCCAGGAGGAAGUUCCAUGCCAUGCACUCCAGGAAUACCCGAUAAAUAACAUGGUGACAGGCUACACCUCUGCCCGUGACAUGAGGAAAUACACUGGAGAACUACACGACUUCACUCCUGGCACCGCGGGUUGCACCGCCUACUGGGUUCAUCAUGAAAUCAGCCUAAAAAAAUUCUAAGUAACAGGCAGCUGUUCUCAGCAAAACCUUAACUGAGCUCUGCCCAACACCAUCAGCCAGCUAUGGCAGUCCAGUUCUGUUUACCAGCAUCCUGUGGUUGCUACAAGUAACGCUGCCUUCCCUGCCUUCCUGCAGAUUGACCGUUAUUCCAGUGCGCAGCCUUUGUUAUCACUGCAUUUUAAUUACAGCGAAGAGAUUGGUGACACUGAGCUGCAAAUUCCAAGUUAAAUCCCUGCGGUGCUUGAGGGAGCUCUAACCUAUCUGUGUUUGGUUUAUCCUCGUGACAGCUCAGUACACUUUACAUACCUGCCUGCGUUUGUUGUAAACGUUUUUUUUUCCUAACUAUUGAAAGCAAAUUCCACAGCAAACAUAAAUACAGGUGUU